Apodemus sylvaticus (European woodmouse) is the source of this 1047-nucleotide messenger RNA. RefSeq names its product galanin receptor 1 (gene Galr1). The coding region runs from base 1 to 1047 and encodes 348 amino acids. The transcript has 3 exons. Gene Ontology annotation, biological process: G protein-coupled receptor signaling pathway; positive regulation of cytosolic calcium ion concentration; negative regulation of adenylate cyclase activity. NCBI's taxonomy places the organism in Eukaryota, Metazoa, Chordata, Mammalia, Rodentia, Muridae. Gene Ontology annotation, cellular component: membrane. Gene Ontology annotation, molecular function: galanin receptor activity. The record is from RefSeq and is a predicted model, not a curated record.
AUGGAACUGGCUACUGUGAACCUCAGUGAAGGGAAUGGGAGCGACCCAGAGCCUCCAGCCCCGGAGUCCAGACCUCUCUUCGGCAUCGGCGUGGAGAACUUCAUUACUCUGGUGGUGUUUGGUCUGAUUUUCGCGAUGGGCGUGCUGGGCAACAGCCUGGUGAUCACCGUGCUGGCGCGCAGCAAACCGGGCAAGCCGCGCAGUACCACCAACCUGUUCAUCCUCAACCUGAGCAUCGCAGACCUGACCUAUCUGCUCUUCUGCAUUCCCUUCCAGGCCACCGUGUACGCGCUGCCCACCUGGGUGCUGGGCGCCUUCAUCUGCAAGUUUAUACACUACUUCUUCACCGUGUCCAUGCUCGUGAGCAUCUUCACCCUGGCCGCGAUGUCUGUGGAUCGCUACGUGGCCAUUGUGCAUUCGCGGCGCUCCUCCUCCCUCAGGGUGUCCCGCAACGCACUGCUGGGCGUGGGCUUCAUCUGGGCGCUGUCCAUUGCCAUGGCCUCGCCGGUGGCCUACCACCAGCGCCUUUUCCAUCGCGACAGCAACCAGACCUUCUGCUGGGAGCUCUGGCCCAACCAGCUCCACAAGAAGGCUUAUGUGGUGUGCACUUUCGUCUUUGGCUACCUUCUGCCCUUACUGCUCAUCUGCUUUUGCUAUGCCAAGGUCCUUAAUCAUCUGCAUAAAAAGCUGAAGAACAUGUCAAAAAAGUCAGAAGCGUCCAAGAAAAAGACUGCACAGACCGUCCUGGUAGUUGUUGUGGUAUUUGGCAUAUCCUGGCUGCCCCAUCAUGUCGUCCACCUUUGGGCUGAGUUUGGAGCAUUCCCGCUGACCCCAGCUUCCUUCUUCUUCAGAAUCACUGCCCAUUGCCUGGCAUACAGUAACUCCUCAGUGAACCCCAUCAUAUACGCCUUUCUCUCAGAAAACUUCCGGAAGGCCUACAAGCAAGUGUUCAAGUGCCAUGUUUGCAACGAAUCACCACAUGUUGAUACUAAAGAAAACAAGAGCCGCAUAGAUACCCCGCCCUCCACCAACUGCACCCACGUGUGA